Messenger RNA from Wasmannia auropunctata (little fire ant), 4358 nucleotides. RefSeq names its product SCY1-like protein 2. Lineage: Eukaryota; Metazoa; Arthropoda; Insecta; Hymenoptera; Formicidae. Bases 364 to 2952 code for a protein of 862 amino acids. The record is from RefSeq and is a predicted model, not a curated record. Gene Ontology annotation, biological process: protein phosphorylation. The transcript has 7 exons. Gene Ontology annotation, molecular function: protein kinase activity; ATP binding.
GGACUGUCAUCGGUGGCCGGAGGAGGAGCGAGCACAGUCACCAGGCAGUCACAAGCUGGCGAAACACUCUGGGGGAGGAAGGAGCGUUUCUUUCGGAGUAUCGUACGAAACUACGCUACCGUGUGCGAUGACUCAUGGCGAUAUGCGGCAGCGACUCUUGGAACCUUAGCCACGCCGGGCCGUUUACGUAAAGACACACGCGAAUAUAUCGAUCGCCUGAUCAAGUAAGUCCGGAUCCGGUCAUUUCGUUACUCCGCGAGCGCGUUCCGCCCGACGCUCCGCGCGCGCGCGUGUGUGUGCGGUUAGAUUUUUUCCCCCCCCACGAGUGUGACAUCGCUGUGUCGAGCAGCAGCUGGACCGAGGAUGGACGUCCUGAACAAGCUUCGCAACACAGUCAGCAACACCAUCAGCAACACCGUCCAGAACACGGCGUACGGCCUGUCGCAGCUGUCCAGCGUUCUGCCGGGCAACCCGGUCACCAGGGAGUUCGAGGCGACCGCUCACGUGGCGAGCGCGGGGCCGGGAUCGCUGUGGAAGAUCUACAGCGGCUACAAGAAGUCCACCAAGCAGGAGGCGGCGAUCUUCGUUUUCGAGAAGCGCAUGCUGGAGCGAUGGCCCGCCCGGGCGGACCGCGAGCUCGUGCUCGAGACCCUGAAGCGGGGCGUGAUGCAGCUGACGAAGCUGCGGCAUCCGCAGGUGCUGACCGUGCAGCAUCCGCUGGAGGAGUCGAGGGACAGCCUGGCGUUUGCGACCGAGCCGGUGUUCGCUAGUCUGGCCAAUGCACUAGGCAACAAAGAGAACAUACCUCAGCCGACUCCGGCAAACUUGAAAGAUUACAAAUUGCAUGACAUUGAGAUACGCUAUGGACUGCUGCAACUGGGAGAGGGUCUGGCAUUUUUGCAUGGCGAUGUAAAGCUGCUGCACAGGAAUUUGUGCCCAGAAUCGAUUGUUAUCAAUGUUCACGGAGCUUGGAAGAUAUUCGGUUUUGACUUCUGUGCCUUAAACCAGAAUUCAGACAGUAAACAGCCAUCCUGGUCUUAUCUGGAAUAUGAUUCUACAAUUCCUGCGGUUGUGCAACCUCAAUUAAAUUACCAGGCACCCGAGUGCAUCUUAGCGAGUAGUAACGGACCACCCAGCGAUAUUUUUGCCCUGGGCAUGCUGAUUUAUACGAUACAUUCCUCGGACCAUCAACCGCUGCAGGAAUGUCACAACGAUUUAGGAAAAUGCCGACGUUUCUUGGAAAAUUUCAAGGGGACUAAUGUCUCGGCGAAACUUCUUCCAAUCCCCGAGACUCUGCGAGAUACCGUAAAGCUCAUGCUGAGCCACAGUCCUGAAUUGCGAUUAGAUGCUCAUCAGUUUAUCAAGAUCGAAUAUUUCACGGACAUUGGCGUUAAGACGUUAAAUUACUUGGACAAAUUAUUCCAAUGGGAUAAUCUCCAAAAAUCGCAAUUUUACAAAGGUCUUCCACAGCUAUUGAAACAAUUGCCACAUAGGGUUGUGCUACACAGGGUAUUACCUGCUCUGUACAAGGAGUUAGUUAAUCCACCUAUGAUACCGUUCGUAUUGCCGAGCAUACUGCAAGUAAUGGAAGUCACUGAGGUAGAAGAAUUCCGAGAACACAUCCUGCCUAAUCUGAAGCCUGUUCUCGCUUUAGAAGAUCCGCCACAAAUUAGCCUGGUUCUUAUGCAGCAAGUAAAUUUAUUAUUAAAACUGUGCCCCACGGAUGUCAUUAAGACCGACAUAGUGCCUAUGCUAUUGCGUGCAUUGGAAUCCGAAUGGGAACAGCUCCAAGAGCUCUGCUUAUCGGCGUUGCCGAAUAUAGUGACGAUGAUCGAGGGACCAGUCAUAAAAAACGCCAUACUCCCGCGGAUGAAAAAGAUAUGUUUGUCGCCCGGAAAGAAACCUACGAGUCUUGGAGUGCGUGUUAAUUGUUUGCUGUGUAUCGCGAAAAUGUUGCCGAACUUCGAUCGCUGGCUGGUAUUCGAUCAGAUAUUACCGUUCCUCCAGGAAGUUCCUCAUUCUGGCGAGCCAGCAAUCUUAAUGGCUAUUAUAGGUAUUUACAGGAUGCUGCUUACUCACAGUAAGCUAGGUAUGGGCAAAGAAAUAUUGGCGACGAAGGUACUACCGUUUCUGUUGCCUCUCUGCAUAGAACAAAAUCUUAGCAUGUCGCAGUACGAGACACUUUCCACGCUAGUCGUCGAUAUGAUAAAUCGAGUAACCAGCGAGCACCGAGAGGCACUACGGCAAUUGGAUGCCGUGCGCCGUGAGACCCAACAACUCGAUCAGGCGCUUUCUCAAGUGGCGUCACCCACCUUUAUGCAAAACAACAGUCUAAGCGACAUCAAUUUAACGCCCCAAGUUCUAUCCCCGAACGCUAAUUCCAAAACCGUAAAUAUUGAGAAUGGAUUGACCAUCGAAGACAAGUUCAGAUUAAUUCAACAGCAAGAAACGCAUCAAAGAAUGCAGUCUCAGUCUAUGCUGACUCCUAAAGCCGCGCCGCAACCUGUAAAAUCGCAGCCGAAGGAUUUGACCGCGACUUUGCUGAAAAGCAAUCUGGACGAAUUGAAUCUGUCGAUGUCAAGAUCGACCAUGUCACAGCCGGAUUACUCGGCUGCUAAAAAUACUACUGCGUACAAAUACAACGACAUUGGUCUAACGCAAUCGCAAUUUUUAACGUCGCCAACGCUUAAUUCGCAAACAAUGCCGAAUAGACCAAUGAAUUGGAAUUCCAAUGGAAUGAACGUGCCCAUGAACUGGAACUCGCCGCAGUCCACCUUGAUGUGGAACUCCGUCGCUCCCCAGAGUAAUAUGAAUUUCGCGACGCAACCAGAGGUCAAGCCGAACUUAAACUUUCCCGGAACCUUGCAGCCCCUCAUGUCACCCACCAGCACGCAAGCCAACGUGAACAAACCGAACUCGUCUACGCAAGAUAUCAUGGAUUUGCUUAGUUAAUAGGUUGAAACGUGUUUCAAAUUGUCGGAUUAAAAGAGAUGGCAGCAUCGUUAAGAGAGCGAUACAGAAUACAUAUUUCUCUCGUCUAACGUGAUUUCUAGCAGCAUUAUCGAAGAUGAAAGUCACCGUAAUAACUAAUAAGAAAUUGUGAAAAAGAAAUAGAUCAUCUCUUUUGUAUCAGCUCCAGCAAUCAAAGAUUGCAAUAUUAGAGUAAUAUUAAAUAACAAUUGUAUUGGAUAUUUUAUAUUGAGGCUGUUUCGUGUGGAGUAAUCCAAUUGCGGAUCUUAAGGGAUGUUGGAGGACAAAGAAUGAUUACCGAAGGAAAGCAUGUCCACUUAAAUAUAUAGGCAUAAAACCAAUAUGCCUAUACAGUUUUCUCGAAAAUAGAACGCUCGUCUUCGUAAUAUUCUUUCUUGUCUCCACUUGAGAUAUACGAUUGGACUUUAUACAGUCUUGUAUGUAUAUAACUUGUCUUAUAUAUAUUCCGUGUACACACACAUCUACAUUUCUUAUUUUAAUAAUGUUAUCGGCAACUAGAAAAGUCUAUAUGUGUUGUAACUCUUCUUUGAACGCUUCAUUAGUUCUAUAUAUAUAUAUUACAUUAUACUUCCUGUUUUAAUAUUUAUGAACCAUUAAAUAGAUAUAUUUAUGAAGAUGUUCAAAGUCGACAAAUACUAGAAUGAUAAUAUUAAACGGUACGCUAAGUAUGAAACUAGUUAUAAGUUGCUACGAGCGCUGAAGAGUAGCAACUUCGAAUGUGAUAAUAAAAUGGAAGUCUCAGUCUUUUAUACGGAAACGCAUGUUUUUAUCGUGAUUUAAUUCGCCAUGCUCCCUCACGCUUCGAUGUACAUAUAGCUAUUGCCCGUCCGGGAUAAGGAAAAAACCUUAAUGUAAGAAUUAUUUAAUAAAGGUAUUGCUCAUUAAGAUAAUCCAGGAUCGUGGACCGCAGUUUCCACGUACAUCGCGAUUUGUAAUAACGGAUCGUUCGUAUAAUAAAUCUGUAUUGACACGACCGUCAUCUGCUGGUAUCUUAUACCUGUAUUGUAAUACAUCGUCAUAUAAGCUCUGCAGAAACAAAGUUUAUUUUAUAAUAUAUUUCUGUAUGAAAUAAUGAAGCAUUUGUAUAUGUUACAAAUGGUCGAACAUAAUGCAUUAAUUUUAUCAUCGAAAUUUUGUGCAUUAUUACGUAAAUCUCUACGUAAGUUGCUACGUAAACCUCCUUGGUCGUCUGUAAUUGUUAUCUUGAAGUGUCUUUGCAUAAAGUUGCAAAAAGAAGAAAAAGUUAAUUGUAUGUACUAAUUUGUAACAUUCCUGAAUCUAUUUGUUGUUUAUUUCAUUGUUGUGUACGAUUGUUAAUGAUUGCUGUUUGAGUCUAAUAAAACUGCUUGAAAUGUUAUUGCUUAAAA